CCAACCACCAAACAAAACACACACACACACACACACCAACACAACUCUCUCCACAGAAAAGAUACUACUCUGCAAUGCCACCGCCACCUCCCUCCAAACCUCCCCCCCUCCCCACAAACCACCUCACCUUCGACACCUGGAACUCCUCCUCGACAGGCCACCAAAUCGCCGACCCCGGAUCCUCCCGCGGAAUCACCUCAUGGCGCGAGACUCGACGAGAGAAACUCACCAGACAGUUUGGGGUGGGCAGGGGGGAUUGUACAUAUGACAGUGAUGGGGAGAAGAAAGGGGAGUGGGUUGUGACCACCCAGAUACCUGCAGAAUUGCAGAAGAAGAAGGAGAAUGGAAGAAGAAAUCAGCAGAGGGAUAUACGGAGUAUGUUUGGAGUGUCGAAACCAAUUCCUCAUUCUACUACUGGGAUAUCUUCAUCAUCAUUGAAGAGAGAUGCUACGUCAUUGGAUAAUCAUGAACAGGAGGAGAAGGAGAAGAGGAUAAGAAUUGAUCAUCAAGACAUUAAUGGGAAUAAAAUAACAGACACAGACACAUACACAGAAUCAAUAUCAAGGAGAGAAAUUAAUGCAUCUACAUCUACAUCUACCAUCUUCUCCUCCCUAAGCAUCCACAUAAACGGCCAAACAACACCCACCGUCUCAGACCACAAACUCAAACAUCUUCUCAUCUCGCACGGCGCAAAUCUCUCGCUUCAUAUGCAUCGUGGAGUUACGCAUGUUAUUCUGGGGGAACCUAAUACUCCUCCUUCUUCUUCUUCAAUAAAUUCAGGAAUAAAGGUAGCAGGGGCAGGGGGUGGGUUAGCAGCUGAAAAGUUACAAAAGGAGAUACAGAGGGGUGGGUGGAAGGGGGUUAAGUUGGUGAGGGUUCAGUGGGCUAUGGAUAGUAUUGCAGUAGGGAAACGUCUCUCCGAGGCGAAAUAUGCUGCUCAGUUGAGAACGAACCAGAGGAGUGUGCUUGCAUUUACGACGUCGUCUACAGCUACAUCAAAUACCAUUUCAUCAGUUUCAUAACAUUAUCUAUCUAUCAUACUAUAUACAUUAAUAUCAUCCUGUUCAUAUCA
Messenger RNA from Aspergillus piperis CBS 112811, 1072 nucleotides. RefSeq lists its product as uncharacterized. Gene Ontology annotation, biological process: error-free translesion synthesis; error-prone translesion synthesis. The record is from RefSeq and is a predicted model, not a curated record. Gene Ontology annotation, cellular component: nucleus. The transcript is spliced from 2 exons. Gene Ontology annotation, molecular function: deoxycytidyl transferase activity; DNA-directed DNA polymerase activity. Lineage: Eukaryota; Fungi; Ascomycota; Eurotiomycetes; Eurotiales; Aspergillaceae. The coding region runs from base 75 to 1022 and encodes 315 amino acids.